Messenger RNA from Scomber japonicus (chub mackerel), 1975 nucleotides. It is a transcript of the gene mllt3, whose product is annotated as MLLT3 super elongation complex subunit. Gene Ontology annotation, biological process: regulation of DNA-templated transcription. The record is from RefSeq and is a predicted model, not a curated record. NCBI's taxonomy places the organism in Eukaryota, Metazoa, Chordata, Actinopteri, Scombriformes, Scombridae. The transcript is spliced from 13 exons. Gene Ontology annotation, cellular component: super elongation complex. Bases 1 to 1749 code for a protein of 582 amino acids.
AUGGCCAGCUCGGGUGCUGUUCAGGUGAAACUAGAACUCGGUCAUCGUGCCCAGGUCCGUAAGAAACCCACUGUGGAAGGCUUCACCCACGACUGGAUGGUGUUUGUCCGAGGACCGGAGCACAGCAACAUCCAGCACUUUGUGGAGAAAGUAGUUUUUCACCUGCACGAAAGUUUCCCCAAACCAAAAAGAGUGUGCAAGGAUCCACCGUACAAAGUGGAGGAGUCUGGAUACGCAGGCUUCAUCUUGCCUAUUGAAGUGUACUUCAAAAACAAGGAAGAACCCAAGAAAGUUCGCUUCGAUUACGACCUGUUCCUCCACCUGGAGGGCCACCCACCUGUCAAUCACCUGCGCUGCGAGAAGCUCACCUUCAACAACCCGACGGAGGAGUUUCGUAGGAAGCUGCUUAAAGCCGGAGGGCAACGGGAUCCUCACAAACGAAGCUCAGAAGACUCAAAAGUGAUGGUAAUGCAGGAGGGCUCGACCUCCCUGUUCGGCCAGCACCUGAAGCUGCCCACGCUCCCCAACAGCUCACUGACGUCCACCUUCUCCGACCCAAAGAAGAGCAGCAAAGGCUUCCACGGAUCAAAGGAUGGCUCCAAAGGAAGCGGUACUACCCUUCUCACCACCGCCACAACCACCAGCACCAACAGCAGCAGCUUCUCCAAACUCCACAAACCCUCCAAGGACCACAAAGACAAGCCUCCAAAAGACUUGAAAGAGCCCAAAAGUGCCUUCAGAGACUCUGGCUGGGAACCCAGCAAAGCCCCCAAAGAACCUUCCAGGAAACCCAAAGAGAACCAGCCACUUAGAGAUAUAAAUCCUAAGAUGGGCUUCAAGGAACCCAAGUCUUUGUCCAAGGAGCAUCGGACUGAGGGGAUGACCCACGGGUCGGGGCUUAACAAGCGCCUGUCUACCCCUGACGGUGACGAUCAUGUGACCAAAAAACGUAAAAAGGGAUUUGUGGAAUCAUCAGGGAAGCAGACAUCGGGGUUGGACGCUCAUCAUUUGGAUAAGAAACUAUUGAAGGAUAGAUCACAGAUGCAAACGAAUAAAUUACGAGCCGAGAGCGACGAGACCGAUCGCAGGAAGGCGUCGACGCUUCCACCUUUCCAGGAACUGGUGGACCCCAAUGACUCUGAUAUGGAGGACCAGUCUAACAAAUCAGAUUCAGAACAGCCCAGUCCAGCCAGUUCCAGCUCCAGUUCAGGCUUUGCUCCCAUGCAUCACAAACGCCAAGUGCUGGGCCCGCUGCAGUCAGUCAUGCAGGAUCUGCACUCGGACGACAACGACGACGACUCGGAGGACGACGACGACAACGACAUGGACUCUGACAUGGAGAGACCCACGCACGCACAUCUCACACACCACCAACGCAGGGUCAGUUUGAGUGACGGCAGUGAGAGUGACAGCUCCCCCCCUUCCUCCCCCUCCCGCAACGAGGCUCCGCCCUUAUUAAAGACUACUAAUAACCAGAUUCUGGAUGUGAAGAGUCCCACCAAGCAGAGCAAACAGGACAAGAACAAAAAUCUAGAUUGUGACAAGGCUUACCUUGACGAGCUGGUGGAGCUGCACAAAAGACUGAUGACACUAAGAGAAGGUCAUAUACUACAACAGAUUGUAAACCUCAUUGAAGAGACGGGACACUUCCACAUCACAAACACUACUUUUGACUUCGACCUUUGCUCCUUGGACAGAAGUACAGUAAGGAAACUCCAGAGUUACCUGGAGACCUCCGGACUGUCCUGAGGCUCUGAGCAGCUGGCUGCUGGAUCUGUCUCCACAUAUACUUUUGUUUCUUUUGUUUUUUUUUUCUUGAAUGAACUCCACCUUUUGGAUACAAUGCAAAAGCCCCACUGUGGCUUUGGUCCAGUUGUGUUCAGCCUGUUGGUUGGACCGGGCUCUCUUGAAUGAAGAGGUCCCGCGACAGAAACCAGAGCCAGGUGUUGUGGGGGAUGAGCCCUGUCGAUCAGGA